Messenger RNA from Cadophora gregata, 3282 nucleotides. RefSeq lists its product as uncharacterized. Gene Ontology annotation, cellular component: cytosol; nucleus. NCBI's taxonomy places the organism in Eukaryota, Fungi, Ascomycota, Leotiomycetes, Helotiales, Ploettnerulaceae. Gene Ontology annotation, molecular function: carbohydrate binding; peptide-N4-(N-acetyl-beta-glucosaminyl)asparagine amidase activity. The transcript is spliced from 4 exons. Bases 605 to 3040 code for a protein of 811 amino acids. The record is from RefSeq and is a predicted model, not a curated record. Gene Ontology annotation, biological process: protein quality control for misfolded or incompletely synthesized proteins; carbohydrate metabolic process; glycoprotein catabolic process.
CGCGGGGUUCUCGGCAGCCAGCGGCGGCGCUCCAUGACCCCGGAUCUUCACACCACCCACCCAACAAGCCUCUCCCUGGCCAAGUUUUUACUUUCGCAUUUCGCUGCAUGCAUACAGUACACGCAUGCCCGCGUCCUCGCACACCAAGGCACAUGAAGUACAAGAACCUUGUGAACCUUGUGAACCUUCUAUCACCAGCAAGCUACAGUGCCUACCUUAUGCACCUUCUCCAUUAAGCUUCUGCACCGCAUGAAAAUGUAACGUAUACCAGCCGAUCGCAAUCUUAUCCUUGUAAAUUAUGCAAGAGGUGUACUACGUAAGGUAAGGUAGGGACAGUAUGCGGAGAGAUAAAGAUAUAUAUAUUUCCGAUGGCUCCUCCCGGCGCGGGGUGGAGAUGGUGGCUUGGUGGCGUUUGUUGUCGCUGCUACAGUGCCUGAUUUCUAUCUUUCGUAAACUUGAUUGAAGAUGGGCUUUAUGAGAUUUCUUCUUGCUGCUGCUAUUGUUGUUGUUGGAGUUGGAGGAGGACCAGCUUUUGUGAAAGCUCAGGCGGAAGGUUCGACCUAUGACGUUCUUGAUUAUGUCGAUCAGUUGAUUGGGAGUAGCAAUGGAGGCAAUAUCUUUGCGGGUGCGACGAUUCCUUAUGGUGAGCUGUUCGUGGCGGAGUGGAGAGGUGGUGCUGAUAUUUGCAGGAAUGGCUAAAGCUGUUGCGGACACGGAUUCUGAGAGUAACCAGGGCGGCUUCACGACCGAUGGCGCCAACAUCACAGGUUUCUCAAGCAUGCAUGACUCUGGGACCGGAGGAAACCCAUCCCUAGGAAACUUUGCACUCUUCCCAUAUGCCGGAUGUUCAGGCGACGAUGUGAAUGGGUGCAACUACCCAAAGAAAUCCAGGAAAACCAAAUUCAUCAACAGUACCUUGAAAGCGUCCCCGGGAUACUUCGGACUGCAAAUUCUCAGCGGAGUCCAGGUUGAUAUGACUGCAGCUCACCACACCUCUCUCUUCCGCUUCAAGUUCCCGGCUACGGAUCAGAGCGGAAAUCCUUCUAAACCUUUGAUUCUCCUGGACUUAACGGACCUGUCGGAUUCUCGCCAGGAUAACGGGACGGUGACUGUUGAUGGGACAACAGGUCGAAUGAAGGGAAAUGCUCGCUUUUUGCCCAGUUUUGGUGUUGGGAAUUAUGUCGCCUACUUCUGUGCUGAUUUCUCCGGGGGCACGAUCCGAGAUAAUGGUAUCUUCGCCAACAGCCGAGCAAGUGCUGAUGUCAAGGCUCUGACAAUCUCACGAUCUAUCAACGGAUAUCCUCUUCCUGGAGGAGCUUUCGUCAGGUUCAAUCCGCCUGGUGAUACCGCUAUUCUUGCACGAGUUGGUGUAAGUCUCAUCAGUAGCGAGCAAGCUUGUUCAAGCGCAGAGAAAGAAAUUCCUUCGUUCGAUUUCGCUGCAACACAGAAAGCUGCCGAAGACAUGUGGCGAGAAAAGAUUAGCCCAGUGGUGGUCAGUAGGAAUGGAUUGAAUAAGUCCAUGUUGACAAAUUUUUACUCGGGGAUAUAUCGCACGUUCGUCAACCCGCAAGAUUAUACUGGAGAGAAUCCGCUCUGGAAGAGUGAUGAGCCGUACUUUGACUCGUUCUAUUGUAUUUGGGACUUGUUCAGGUCUCAGAUGCCGUUCCUGACUGUGGUUGAUCCUGCUACUGUUGCACGCCAGAUUCGAUCUCUAAUCGACACCUACAGGCAUGUAGGAUGGCUUCCUGAUUGCCGGAUGAGUCUUUGCAAAGGUCUUACUCAGGGGGGAUCAAAUGCCGACAACGUCCUUGCUGAUGCUUACCUGAAAGGUAUUACCGAAGGCAUCGAUUGGCAGACCGGUUACGAAGCAGUCGUGAAAGAUGCAGAAGUCGAGCCUUACGAUUGGUGCUGUGAGGGAAGAGGAGGACUCGAUAGCUGGAAGUCUCUUGGCUACAUCCCAGUCCAAGACUUCGACUAUAAGGGCUUCGGAACGAUGACAAGAAGCUUGUCGCGGACAUUGGAGUAUAGCUACAACGAUUUUGUAAUUACCAAGAUCGCCGCAGGACUUGGUGGAAGGCAGGCUGAUGUUGAGAAAUACACUGCUCGAAGUGGAAAUUGGAAGAAUCUGUUCAAAGCCGAUCAGACCUCUUUCAUCAACAGCACAAAUACUGGAUUUACGGGAUUCUUCCAACCUCGGUAUUUGAACAGGACGUUCGGCUUUCAGGAUCCUCUCACAUGCAGCAAUAUCGAUACCAAUCCAAACAGCGUUUGCUCUUUGCAAAACACUGCAGGGGAAACUUUCGAAAGUUCGAUCUGGGAAUACUCCUUCUUCGUCCCCCACGACCAAGCAACCCUAAUCACCACAUUCGGCGGCCCAGCAGCCUUCGUCAAACGCCUCGACUACCUCCACGACAAAGGAAUCACCUACAUCGGCAACGAGCCCGCUUUCUUAACAGUCUUCCAGUACCACUACGCCGGCCGCCCCGCCCUCUCAGCAAAGAGAUCACACUUCUACGUCCCAUCGUUCUUCCAACCCACCCCGGCCGGACUGCCAGGCAACGACGACAGCGGCGCCAUGGGCUCCUUCGUUGCUUUCUCCAUGAUCGGGCUCUUCCCAAACCCAGGACAAGACGUCUACCUCAUCAUCCCGCCAUACUUCGAAAGUGUCUCUAUCACGUCACCUGCUACUAACAAAACUUCUACCAUCAGGAACAUCAAUUUCGAUUCGACGUACCAGAAUAUAUACAUCCAGUCAGCGACGCUGAAUGGUCAGCCUUAUACUAAGAACUGGAUUGAUCAUUCGUUUUUCACGGAGGGGAAGGAACUCGUUCUUGUUCUGGGGAGUACGGAGAGUGCAUGGGGGACGCGGGUGGAGGAUUUACCGCCUAGCUUGGGGACGUAUGAGGGGUUUGGGAAUUAUACAGUCAAUGAAACGGAGAGUUUGAGAAAGAGGGAGAGGGAGAGGGAGGUAAGCUAUGUAGAGGCUGAUCUUAGGGGUGGGUUGGGGAAGAAUAAUGGUGGUGCGUAUUGGGCGGAAUGAGUGAUGAGUAUCAAACCAAUUUGCGGAGCAACAAAUUAUUGCUUCUGUGCUGUACCUCACCGCUUGUGCUAAUAAAGCUACUCAAGCCACUAAGAACAAACCGGACAAUCAUCGAAAUAAGUUAACGCUGAUAUAUGUCUCACAAUCCGGCAUAUCCAGGGAUCAUGUGCCUUAGAGGUGUGAAACCUCAUGACAAGCACGACUCAUGACAUCAAAUCAUAGAACGGCAAAUAACAUUCGUG